Beta vulgaris subsp. vulgaris (sugar beet) is the source of this 1980-nucleotide messenger RNA. RefSeq names its product linoleate 13S-lipoxygenase 2-1, chloroplastic. The record is from RefSeq and is a predicted model, not a curated record. Lineage: Eukaryota; Viridiplantae; Streptophyta; Magnoliopsida; Caryophyllales; Amaranthaceae. Gene Ontology annotation, biological process: lipid oxidation. Gene Ontology annotation, molecular function: oxidoreductase activity, acting on single donors with incorporation of molecular oxygen, incorporation of two atoms of oxygen; metal ion binding; protein binding. The annotation marks the transcript as partial. The transcript is spliced from 8 exons.
UACAAAUUUUACAUCCAAAAAUCAAGCCUCUUCUUCUUCCUUCCAUAGUUAGUAAUUAAGCUAUAAAAUAGCUAUUAGAAAAUGUUGAAUACAUCCACCAAUAAUAUCAACAAAACCCCAUCACUAUUUUCACUUUCAAAGCCUUUUGUUGCAGGAAAUGAACCAAAUUUUGUUCAACUUCAUAAUUCGUCUAGGGCAUAUAAGGCAUCAUUUGGUGCAUUAUUCUCUAGGAAGUUGCAUGGAGAUGAUGCUUUAACUAGGGCACGCCGCCGUAGCCGAAACGGCGGCCUUAGAGUUGAAGCAGUUGCAACAACAGAUAGUGAACAAACUUUGAAAGUUAAGGCCAUAAUCUCAGUUAAACCAACUGUUGGUGGGUUAUUGUCCAACGUAGGCAUCAGCCGAGGGCUGGAUGAUCUUACUGACUUGCUUGGAAAAAGCCUCCUCUUGGAAAUUGUUAGUGCUGAGGCUCAACCAAUGACAAUCAAAGGAUAUGCACAUCGCGCUAAGACUGAGGGUGGAGUGGUAAAGUAUGAGGCAGAUUUAUCUGUCCCAUCAGAAUUUGGAGAAGUGGGUGCUGUACUUAUUGAAAAUGAACACCACAAAGAGAUGUACCUCGCUGAUAUCCUCCUUGAUGGCUUGCCUUUUGGCUUAGUACAAUUUAAUUGUAAUUCAUGGGUGCACGCCAAAUUCGAUAACCCUGAAAAAAGAGUCUUCUUUACUAAUAAGUCGUACUUGCCAUCACAAACACCAAGUGGAUUGAAGAAGUUGAGGGAGAAAGAACUUCAAAGUUUGAGAGGAAAUGGAGAAGGUGAACGCAAGAAUUUUGAAAGAAUAUAUGAUUAUGACACUUACAAUGACCUUGGUAAUCCAGACAGAGAUCCUGAGUCAGCAAGACCAGUUUUGGGUGGUAAUAAGGACCUUCCUUACCCAAGACGUUGUCGAACUGGACGUCCCCCUAGUAAGAAAGAUCCAAAUUCCGAAAGCAGAUCUAACACUGUGUACGUACCUAGAGAUGAACAAUUCUCGGACAUUAAGCAAGCACAAUUCGGGCUCAAAACGGUGUACUCAGUGCUCCAUGCUGUAGUACCAUCGUUAGAGACUGCGCUCAUCGAUUCCGAACUCGGGUUUCCAUACUUCACAGCCAUAGACUCCCUCUUCAAUGAAGGAGUCAAUUGUCCUGGAUUGCAGCAACAUGGGUUUUUGCAAGAUGUAUUGCCUAGGCUUAUCAGAGCUGUUUCUGACCUUGAAGAUAAUGUGCUUCGUUUUGAGCUUCCCAAGAUGUUUGAUCGGGAUCGAUUCUCGUGGUUUAGGGAUGAGGAGUUUUCUCGUCAAACUCUUGCCGGCUUGAAUCCUUUUAGCAUCAAGCGUGUCACGGAAUGGCCACUAAAGAGUAAUUUGGAUCCAACCAUUUAUGGCCCACCCGAAUCAGCUUUGACAAAAGAAUUGAUCGACAGUGAGUUAAAAGGUUCCAUGACUCUCCAAGAGGCAUUGGAUGAGAAGAGAUUGUUUAUAAUUGAUUAUCACGAUGCUUUUUUGCCUUACGUCAACAAAGUUAGCGCACUUAAGGGGACUAAUUUGUAUGGAUCACGAACUUUGUUCAUCUUCAACGACGAAACACUAAGACUUUUAGCUAUUGAGUUAACUCGGCCUCCAUCAGAUGGAAAACCUCAAUGGAAAAAAGUAUUUACGCCUGGAACUUGUGCCACUUCAUGUUGGCUUUGGAAGCUUGCUAAGGCUCAUGUCCUUUCUCAUGACUCUGGUUACCACCAACUUGUCAGCCACUGGCUAAGAACACAUUGCUGCACAGAACCAUACAUAAUCGCAGCAAAUCGGCAGUUGAGUGCAAUGCAUCCGAUUUAUAGGUUGUUGCAUCCUCAUUUCCGUUACACCAUGGAGAUCAACGCCCUUGCUCGGCUAGCUUUGAUCAAUGCCGGCGGUAUAAUCGAGACCUGCUUUUCACCAAUGAAGUAUUCCUUGGAG